UGAAAAUUUUGUAAUUUUUUUCAUAUUUAAAUUCUUUUUUUAAAUCGUUUAUUUGUCCCAAAAUAUACUAUCGAUUAAGAUAUCUAUAUUUUUACAGUUAUUAAACAAACGUUACGUUGAAAUGUUCACCAAAGGAAAACCAAGGACAUCGUCGCUUAAUAGCCAGGCGAAAUUCAAGAGCCAGCUUGAAAGUAAUUCGUCGCUGUUGAAUCGCAGCUUUCCAACGGCCGCAGAACUUUCUCGCAAAAAUGGCAGCCAGCUCCGGCAAACAAAGCUAACUGUCUGUCCAAAAGAUAAAAAACUGAAAUAUGAAGGCUUCGUAGAAGAGGUUCCCAGAAUUAGGGCACCGCAUGAAUUUAUUUAUAUGCCACCACCAAAGCUGCAGCCGAAAUCCCUUUGCGCGGCACCCAAAACGACCACCGCACCCAUCAAAAUGGAGCCCAUGGCAAUGGCAGAGCCGCCAGCCGCCCCAAUGUCCAAGCGGGGUCGUGAUUUGCUAAGUCUCGUAGGGCGCGUGGAUUUUUGUUUGACCAGCCACAAAAUGUAUCCUGAUUUGAAUGCUAUUUGGAACGUAUAUGGAAAACUGGCACGCAUUAUCGAAGGAAAGAGGUGUGAGCACACCCUACUGGUGCGAUGUGAAGGACCCAUCCUCCAAGGCAUAUAUUACGAUUUUGAAGGCGAUCUGAAGACAUUGUCCAUUGGUUGCACUGUCCAUCUGGUGGGCCGCUUCGUUGGCCCGAACCGAUUGCAGACGUUUAGAUUCAACGAGGUGAGUAUUUUGGACUGGGAACAGCAAUUUAUGCGCAUAGAAAAUGUAUCAAGAUAUAUUUUAAUGCAAAACAAUGCGCAUAAGUAGUUUAGACCGUCUUAGACCAGACGGUUGCUUUCCGGUAUAUUUUCAUUUUUGACUCUCUACAUUAAUGGUACAAAUAAUAUUUGCUAAUACUUAUAAGCUAGCGUAAAAGUAUACUCAAAGGACUACACUGGCUCUAUUGGAUA
Molecule: messenger RNA, 999 nt
Organism: Drosophila pseudoobscura
Lineage: Eukaryota; Metazoa; Arthropoda; Insecta; Diptera; Drosophilidae
Exons: 4
Coding region: 122-856 (244 amino acids)
Source: RefSeq, a predicted model, not a curated record